UCUUUCCUUCUAUCUCUCUCUUCUCUCUUCUCUCUUCUCUCUCUCACACACACAGAUGUGGAUCUUAUCAGCUUAAUCCUUCUUCCGGUUGGUUCAUCAUCGAUCGAUCUGAAUUCAGAAUUCAUUCAAUCUCACUGAAGAUCCAGUCUUUUUUGUCCUGUAUCAGCUUCGAUGGCGUCUGGAAAUUCAUCGCAUCGUCAAUUCCUUCAUCCUCGUGAAUUCUUAGGACCUCAAGUCGACCUACAUUUGCAAGCACCAUUCUCUGUUCCCCAACCAACUGCGGAAGAUCAUUCAUCGGAUUCGAACAAGGAACUAUCUCCCGAGAAAACUCAUCCGAUCACUCGUCGCUCUCGCGGUCGUCCAGCCGGGUCGAAAAACAAACCGACUCCUCCAACCGUGAUCACACGCGACAACCCCAACUCUCUCCGUGCCCAUAUUCUCGAAGUCUCGAUCGGGAACGAUAUCAUCGAGAGCUUAUUGAGUUACGCUCAAAAGAGAGGCAGGGGAGUUUCCAUAAUCGGAGGGAACGGUUCGGUUUCGAACGUUACUCUCAGGCAGACGGCCGUGGGGCCGAAUGCCGGAGGCGUAGUGAGUCUUCAAGGAAGAUUCGAGUUGUUGUCACUCAAGGGAACGGUUCUUCCGCCUCCGGCUCCUCCGGGAGCCGGUGGCCUCUCGGUGUUUCUAGCCGGAGGACAGGGGCAGGUGGUGGGAGGGAUAGUUAUGGGACCGUUGAUCGCGGCUAGUACGGUUGUGCUCAUGGCGGCUUCUUUUGCGAAUGCGGUUUUCGAAAGGUUGAGUCUUGAUCCGGAGGAGGAGGUUCAGCCGGACGAGUCGUCUGGAGUUACCACCGGAGGUGGUGGAGGUGGAGGUAGUUUGUUCAAUGUUCCUAACUACUUUUCCGGUGAUCAUCAGUUAUCUGGAUGGGGAGGUAACGGCGCUGCAAGGCCUUCUUUCUAGCUUAUGAAUUUCAUGGUAUUAUUAUAUAUUAAUACUCAAUAACUUUCUCCAAUGUUGUUUAAUUUCAUGCAAAUAUACAUAGGUUUUAUUUGUUUAUUACUUUAAUUAUCUCUUCUCUUUGGUUUUCUUGAUUACUAUAUAUAUAGAGAGAUU
This is a messenger RNA of Impatiens glandulifera, 1110 nucleotides long. RefSeq names its product AT-hook motif nuclear-localized protein 27-like. Gene Ontology annotation, biological process: vegetative to reproductive phase transition of meristem. The record is from RefSeq and is a predicted model, not a curated record. NCBI's taxonomy places the organism in Eukaryota, Viridiplantae, Streptophyta, Magnoliopsida, Ericales, Balsaminaceae. Gene Ontology annotation, cellular component: nucleus. The transcript has 2 exons. Gene Ontology annotation, molecular function: DNA-binding transcription factor activity; minor groove of adenine-thymine-rich DNA binding. Bases 172 to 957 code for a protein of 261 amino acids.